GCGAUCGAUACAAAGGAUCCUUUGGUGUCGCCAAUGCUGCCAUGGUGUAGAUCUGCGCGCUAUCUGACCCCAUGGUCAUUAUGUCAUCGUCAGUUGCCACAGCUAGCCCCUAGGUACUACUCUGCCAAGGUCGAGCUUCCUGAGUAUGACUACAACGCAGCAAGAGAAUGGUUCAAGAAUUACAAGGCUACCGAGUCUCUUCACGGGCUUGGAGAAGUGACUUACAGUCGAUCCAGUGGCCCUGGUGGUCAGAAUGUGAACAAAGUCAACUCUAAAGCACAACUACGCAUUCCUGUUGACCGCCUCUUCGCAAUACUUCCUCCUGUCUUGCACAAAGGCCUCCUUGCAUCCAGAUACUAUGCUGAGAACUCUUCCAGUCUCGUGGUUCAAGCCGACGACAGUCGCAAGCAGCAAGCCAACAAGGAGGCCUGUUAUCGUAAGCUCAAUGAGCUGAUUGUGGACGUAUACAAGCACAAUGUACCAGGCGAAACAACAAAGCAACAGAAGGAGAAGGUUCAGCAACUUCAAAAGGCAGAGAACGAAGCAAGACUGAAAAGGAAGCAUCUGCAUUCGAGCAAGAAGCAGGCAAGGUCAAAAGGUGACACAGAUUAAUACCUCCAAAAGCUGCUGCUAUGCGCAGAUUUUGUUGAGCUACUCCCCAGAACCUUCCAUGGAACUCAGUACCGAAUAUCCCACAGUCUUGAUUCCUUCGUCAAGGUUCGGAGUCUCCAUAAGUUUCUGUAACCAAUCUUUUACCCAAGUGACAAGUUCUGCACUGCUCGUCCCUGUUCUGGCCUCUUUGAGACG
Molecule: messenger RNA, 807 nt
Organism: Exophiala xenobiotica
Lineage: Eukaryota; Fungi; Ascomycota; Eurotiomycetes; Chaetothyriales; Herpotrichiellaceae
Exons: 2
Coding region: 34-612 (192 amino acids)
Biological process (GO): mitochondrial translational termination
Cellular component (GO): mitochondrial large ribosomal subunit
Molecular function (GO): translation release factor activity
Source: RefSeq, a predicted model, not a curated record